UUGUACCUAACUAGUCGUACGCGACGACAUCUACUGUCUCCUUGUGUAUGUAUGCGAUCAUAGUACGCGACCAGCAACCAACCAAUCGAUCGCAUCAUAGGGCUAUACUAUCGAACGGUACUGAAGAGACUAUCUCGCUGUGCAAGCUUAAGGUCAUAGCAAGCCACCAUUGACAACAAACUCUAAUGAGUGAUAUGAAUUGUAAAAGGUUAACGACUCACGAGUGUCUAAUGUAAUUUAUCUGAUCCGAUUAAAUAAGACAGCAUACCUGGGAUACCUUAUUAUUGUAUCUCUUUAAGUUGAUUAUACCACACCUAUACCCCAACUAUGUUUACUUAUUCAAGAUAUGCGAGUGCGAGAGUGCUCCCUACAUUGGGGCGAUGGCGUACGAAUACUACAUGCCAACCCAGCAUGUGUUCACAAAACUACUCUGUAGCUAACUAUGGCACUACGCAAGAAGCACCCAACAUAGAUCCUGUAGGCGAUAGUACACUAAAUAGCAGUGAUGUGCAUCAACAUAGGGAUAGCCGUGGAGCAUAUCAACAUGACAGUAUGUGUACACAAGCCGAUUCGUUCUCACACGACACCGUAUGUACGAAGAGCUUAAGACCGCCUGUUAUUGAAGGAGAAGCGCACGUGCCUUUGAGUGAGCCUUUAUGUACUACACGCAGUCAGGUUAAAGAGAUCACAGGCUUCCAUUGUAGUCAAAGUAAGGUAGGGCAUGCAAACACGGUCAAUCCGCCCGUUGAUACUGAUCCAGCUACUGAUGCACCAUGUGUCGCACAAGAAGCGGUGUUAAGGGGGGUGAAAGGUGACCCGGGAGUACCAAAUAAAGGGCAGUUACAUCCUGGUAUAAACUUUGGUUUAUUGCCAGAGCAGGUGUCCGUAUACCAGCAAUCUGAUGUGCUGGAGGAGAGAACAGAAUCAAAUACAAACGUACAAUCGCAAGCAUACACUACUAGCACGCCUGAGAGAGGUACCAUCCAAGGUGUUCAUUCUGCUACUCGGGAUGUUGAUGCGAUUAGCAGUACUGGUAGUCUCGAGGUGGACACGGGCCCAAGUACACAGGCUACAGGGACAGACCCUCCCGUGAACCUUUCCAGCCGGGUACGGUACACGACGACCGAUCCCGUACAAAGUACCAAAAGCGAUGGCCCAUUCCGAUUCGAGGUCAUCCACGAGUCCAAAAAAUCCGGGGCACGGGUGGGGGUCAUUCACACACCCCAUGGGGUCAUUACUACGCCUAACUUCGUGGGAGUUGGUACCAACGGUACGAUCAAAGGGCUGACGAGCGAGAUGACUCGGGACACGGGACUCGAGCUCAUGUUCUGCAAUACUUACCACCUGCUGCUGCACCCAGGGCCGGAGAUAAUCAAGGCUGCUGGUGGCCUACACAGGUACGCUAACUACAAGGGACCCAUCAUCACGGACAGUGGCGGUUUCCAGCCUCGUUAG
Messenger RNA from Sphaeroforma arctica JP610, 1455 nucleotides. RefSeq lists its product as hypothetical. The record is from RefSeq and is a predicted model, not a curated record. NCBI's taxonomy places the organism in Eukaryota, Ichthyosporea, Ichthyophonida. The transcript has 3 exons. Bases 328 to 1455 code for a protein of 375 amino acids. Gene Ontology annotation, biological process: tRNA modification. Gene Ontology annotation, molecular function: pentosyltransferase activity.